Messenger RNA from Ctenopharyngodon idella (grass carp), 2200 nucleotides. RefSeq names its product contactin-3-like. The transcript is spliced from 10 exons. The record is from RefSeq and is a predicted model, not a curated record. Gene Ontology annotation, cellular component: external side of plasma membrane; membrane raft. Gene Ontology annotation, molecular function: MHC class II protein binding; protein tyrosine kinase binding. Lineage: Eukaryota; Metazoa; Chordata; Actinopteri; Cypriniformes; Xenocyprididae. The coding region runs from base 434 to 1723 and encodes 429 amino acids. Gene Ontology annotation, biological process: T cell activation; interleukin-15-mediated signaling pathway; positive regulation of ERK1 and ERK2 cascade.
AAACUUCCUUGUGUUACCCAUAAUGGGUCCGAUCUUCUGUAAGGCGUGGUGUGUAGGCAGGCAGAUGAAGACGAAGAAGACUAAAUUCCAAAACAGGGUUUAAUAAUAAAGUUCCAACAGGCAGGGACACACACACAACUGAAACGACACCGGACACUGAACUGGUGACAGUGUGACAGACGUCACUGUCCAGUUCAGCUCACUUUCUGUUCCAGAGCUUUUCACAUUAAACACAGUUUCACAGCAGAGAUCUUUCUGAUCACUUCUUGUCUUGACUUUAGUGACUGUCAGUGAAAUGCAGAGCUGUAUCUUAGUGUCAGAAAUAAAUACUCAGUUCAGAUCAGAGGAAGUUCACAACCACAGGAGGAGCUGAUGAUGAUUAAAGGAGGAGCUGUAACUAUAUAAUGAAGAGAAAGACUGACAGAAACAGAAAAUGGCUGAUAAGUGUGAUCUGUGUCUGCUGGGACUGAUCAUUCUCUCUUCACUUCUCACAGGUACCAGUGGAGUGGAUGAUGAUCAUGUGUUCAUCGGUUCUGGUGAAAAUGUCCGUCUGCCCUGUAAUAAUGCUCUUUCUGACUGCAAAUCAACUACAUGGAACUAUAACAGUUUCAGACAUUCAGCAGCAGUUGAACUGAUUAUUGGAGGGAUAAAGAAGAAAGACACAGAGAGACAUGAGAGACUGAGUCUGGGGUCUGACUGCUCUCUGAACAUCAAGAACGUCACAGAAGAAGAUUCUGGAUUUUACACCUGCAGACAAUAUGUGAAUGACAAACAACAAGGAACUGAUGCACGUGUUUCUCUGCAUGUUCUUCAUCUUUCAGUGUCUCCAUCAUCAUCAUCAUCAUCAUCCUCACAGACUGAGAUCAGUCCAGGUCGCUCUGUGACUCUCUCCUGUCAGUUGUAUUCAUAUGCUGGAUUCUCCUGUGAUCAUCGGGUCCGUUCUGAUGGACUUCAGCUGUUGUGGGUGAAUCAGACUGGUGUUGAUCUGAAGACAGACUCCAGAUAUCAGAUAUUAUUCUCAUCAGAUCGCUGUAUCAUCACUCUGACUACAACACUCCUGAAUGAAGAUGACAACAGAGAGUGGAGAUGUCAGCUUACUCUCAGAAAUCAACUCCAGACCUCAGUCAGAUACACUGUCAAGUAUUCAGGUGAAGCAUCUGAACAUUCAUCUUCUGCAGUAAAUUCAACAACACUGAUUCCAGUCAGCAGCUCAAACUCUGAGAAGAAAUCAAGCCAAACUACAGCAGCAGCUCCUACACAAGAGAAUCAGAAGUCAUUAAAUACCCCAAACUCUGAGAGGACAGCAGCUGCACAAACACCUGGAUUUACUGAACAACAAGUUGUAACAUCAACUACAUCAACACUGACUCCAGAUGUCACACCAGUCUCUCUGAAUCCAGUGAUUGUGAUUGUGAUUGUUGUCGCUUCAUUCGCUGUUCUCCUUCCUGCUCUUAUUCUCUGGAUGAUUCGCAGAAAAAGAGUCGAUAACAGAAGAGGAACUGAUGACUCUGAGGAGCAGACAGAUGAUCAUGUGACUUAUUCUGAGGUCACUGCAUACAGUAAAAACAGAGACAAAAAGUACAAGGUUCGCUGUGAUGAUAAAGUGACUUAUGCUUCCAUCAGAGGAGCAAAAGCUGGAUCUCAGGAAAACUGCAGUGAACUUUAUGCCUCUGUGAACAAGAACAUCACAAAUCAGUCAAAUAAUUACACAAAAACCACAUGAGCAGAAGAAUAUGAAUCUAAUAUAACUGAGUCCUAAUGGUGUCAUUCAGUGCCAUUAUAAAUACUUUCAAUGUCUUUUACAUGUUAACAAACAAACCCAAGUGAUGCUCUGAUUUAUUUGUAGUUAUUGGUUAUUUUUCUCAGUUCAGCAUGUUUUUUGUAUAGUUUCUGUUUGCUUGUUGAUCAGUUAAUGCUAGUGUCUUUAUUAUUAAUUCAGAGCUGCAGGUUUGUACAAAGUCUAGAAAAUGAGGACACUUUUACUCUCUUAUUCUCAUUAAAUCAUGUAUUUUCUCCAGCAGUUAAUUAACUGUCAGCUUGCACUAAUUAUGAGAACAGACAAAGCUAAAUGAUGAUGUAAGCGUUUAUCACAUGACAGGAAUGAUAAUUUGGUGUUUGAACUGUUUGAUCAGCUGCUUUCAGCAAUGUUUGUAAUAUUAUAUUUUAUUUGUCAAUAAUAAAAUAGUUAUUGUCAAACAUG